Pungitius pungitius (ninespine stickleback) is the source of this 2496-nucleotide messenger RNA. It is a transcript of the gene tmigd1, whose product is annotated as transmembrane and immunoglobulin domain containing 1. The transcript has 7 exons. Lineage: Eukaryota; Metazoa; Chordata; Actinopteri; Perciformes; Gasterosteidae. Bases 893 to 1651 code for a protein of 252 amino acids. The record is from RefSeq and is a predicted model, not a curated record.
AGAAAUCUAGUUUAGUAAGCUAAAGCUAACUUAAAAAGGUUUAUAAAAAAAGGAGUACCAGUUCAAACUAAAAUGAAAUAUAUAAUUUGCAAAAUACAUUUGAUAUGAAACUAUAAUAAACUAUUACGUAACAACGUCCCAUGCCAUUAGUAAAUGUCUCACUUUAAGUUUGUUCACAGGUUAUACGUUAACCAAAAAUACAAAAGAGAAUGUUUGACUUUUCUACAAAUUUCAUCUCUCCUCCUCCCUCGUUCUUCUGUCAUAGAGGCAGAUCUGUCUCUGCACAUAUCAUUUUACAACAUUACAAUCUCAAUCACUAUAAAAGUGGUGUCUUACUAAAAAAUAAUAAUGCUGUCGCUCUGUAAGCGACAGCCCUUGCAUGCGCCACACAAAGGUGAAAGGUCACAUUUGUGGAAGUGUGUGUUUGUUGGUGGCUGGCUAACAAAUGCAUCAAAAGGGAAAUAAGUUGACACACCAUAAAGUUGAUAUGGAAAACUUGUUAGCUAACUUUUUUUCUUAAAAAUGUUUUAUUUUGAAAACCUGACCGGAUUCUCUCCCAAUUACAUGCGCUUUUCCCUCUUGCCACAAUUUCCAAGCGUUUUGUUUGCCGUGCGCACCCCCCGUCGGCGAUUAUUACCCGUUCGUUGUUUUUUUUCUGCCACACCUUCAACACAGCAACAAAAACAUCAAACCGGAACAGGAAAGAAGAAUGAUGAGAGUCAUGGAGAAACAAUGAAGGAAGUUAUAAAAGUGUCCUCUGAGCUGUGAAGUAUUUAAGAGCAACGUAAGAUUUGACACGUCCUACACAUUCUCAUGCUCACACACAGAGAACAUCGUAAAUACAACAUAGACAAGAAAUUAUCAUAGUCAGGUUUAUCCAAGAAAAAGUCAAAUGAAAGCGAUGUUCGGACCAGUCAUUUUCCAUUUACUCCUGUUCUGCGCAUCCCAGACAUUUGGUGUCCGGAUCCAGUCUGACCCAGCAGUCACCAGUGACGGUGUUAUUCACACAGAGCUGGAACAGACCGUGUCUCUGGUUUGUCAGCUUGACGGCGGCCAUGAACCUCCGGUCGACGAAGAGCUGGUGUGGCUGAGGAAUGGCGCCGUCGUCAGUCUGACAGAAGGAAAUAAGAAGGGUCAAAGCAGCGUGUGUGUUACACCCGUCAUCUAUGGAGAUAAUGGGGCUACUUUCACCUGCCACCUGAGCAAAAACGCCACAGUUACGGCCUCAGUAACACUGAACGUCACAUAUCACCCACAGCUCUCUGGUUCGGAGGAAGUUGCAGUAGAAGAAGAGGCAGAGCUCGUCCUGCAGUGCGACAGCUGGGCCAAUCCCCCUGUCUCCUCUCUGUCUUGGACACUGAAUGGAAGCGUGGUGGACCUAAUAGCAGGUGGAUUCACGUUGACCAAUGACGGCUUCACGAGCAAGCUCACCGCCGACUUUGUGGAGAAAGGCUUGCAUGAAGGCACGUAUCAGUGCAUAGCAACGUCUCCCAUCUACGGUGAAAGCAGCAGGCAAUUCAGAGUCACAGUGACAGAAAAGACAUUGAAGCUGCCACUGAAUCCCAUAAUAGCAGGGGUGGUGGUGGUGGGCCUUACCGCGAUUCUUGCUGUCGUUUCACGGUGGGAUAAAAUUACUAAGUGCUGCAGGUAGGCUGUCCCGGCUGAUGUGACCAGUACAACAACCCAAAUUAAGGCAUGGUGUCAUCUGGCAAUCAUGAGGCACCUUUUGGACCUUGUGUUGACUGCUUCAUUGGAAAAUUGGGCUCUGGUUUUUCAGAGAAGCCUACUCAGUUUGUAUUUUAUUUUGCAUGCAUGGGGCUGUGAUGACCCAUGAACCAAUUCUAUCAUAUUUUCCUCCUUCUUUAAGGAAUAUUUUGUCAUUUUCUGCAAAAUUCUUGACGUAUAUGCUUCCAUACUGAGCAUUUGAAGACCAAAUGUACUCUCUUACAGAGUUUCUGUGGUAAAUAUAAUAGGUUUUCACUAUUGCACUAUCCUGAUGUCAAACCACAAGAUGCAUGUUUAGCGCUGGUUGAACAAGUUAGUUCUACUACACACGUUAACUCCUCAAAGUUAAAAGGUGCUUGGGAGGUGCAGGUAUGUGGAUUAUGUUACCUUUAGACACUGCCAGGUAGUUGUAUCUACUAUUUGUUUAUGUGCCAAAUUAAACUAACUGCCUGGUGGCCGUAACUUUUUUUAUGGGACAGACAUUAGAAUCUUUGCAGUAAACCAAAUAAUAAGUAUUGCUCCAAUCUAAAAUCAUCCAAAAUGCAACAUGUUAUCUAUCCAUUGUGUCAUCUUUAGAUUGGGGCACAGACUCAAUAUGAACUUGAGGAAAUCGUUAAACGUGUCAGUUUUCACAUUUUGAUGCACUUCUGCCUGUUUCUUGUUAUCAACUUUGCAAUACAAUUUAUUUUGUUUCCUUGUCACGGUGAUCUGUAGUUGUGACAUUAGCACUGAACUUUAACUUCUGACUCAACAAUGUAAUAAAGACUUUAA